Molecule: messenger RNA, 1566 nt
Organism: Heterobilharzia americana
Lineage: Eukaryota; Metazoa; Platyhelminthes; Trematoda; Strigeidida; Schistosomatidae
Source: the annotation of a GenBank genome assembly
AUGCUUCGUCGAUUAGCUUCAGCUAGUGGUUCAUGGUCAUUAUUCUUUUGUAUGUUUCAGCAGUCUUGUUUGACUAGUUCUUCUGCCAGUCUUCCUGUGAUAGCUGUUUGUGGGGCUACGGGCACUGGAAAAUCGAAAUUGGCAAUAAGUCUUGCCAGUGUUUUUAAUGGUGAAGUCAUCAAUUUUGAUGCAUUGCAGUUGUAUGGUGGCUUAAAUAUCGCAACAAAUAAAGUAUCACCUGCUGAGUGUUUGGGCAUUCCCCAUCAUCUUAUAGGCAUCUUUCCUCCUGAAGAUGCGCAUAAAUAUGAUGUGCACUCUUAUCGAGACAUUUGCUUACCGUUAAUUGAGGAUGUAAGAAGUGUCAAGAAAAAGUUGGCUAUCCUUGCCGGUGGGACGCAUUAUUACUUAGAGGCAGUUCUGUGGCAAGACUUUUUGUCAUCGAAACGUACUACUUCUCAUACAGCAGAGAAACUUAAUAGCGAAGUUUCGUUUAGCAAUGCAAAGGAGUCUUAUGAUCUUUUGAGUGCUUUAAAACCCAGUCUAGCUGCACAGUUACAUCCGAAUAAUGUUCGUAAAGUUAGGAAGGCUCUUCUCGAUGUCCUGUCAGAUAUCUACCAAACGGAACAACAAGUUGAAUCUGUGAAAAAUAAUGAGGACGUGGAUUCAGAGAAGCACCUGCUGAAUCGGUCUGUUAAACCGCGAUAUCCUGGACAAUCUCUCAUAUUAUGGUUAGACUGUUCUCGUGAUGUUCUAAAUACCCACCUGAAUAAGCGAGUCGACAUGAUGUUAGCCUCCGGACUCAUCAGUGAAUUGGACGAUUUCCUUAUGGAAAUGAAGCCUGUCAAUGCAUUUUCAGCAUCUAAGUGUAAUGAGAUUGAGACCACUAACGGUUGUGAUGAUGUCAAAAAAAAUCGAGUGGAAAAAUUGAGGAGUUUAUUUUCCGAAGAGUUGGAGGCUAUUUCAGAUCCCAUGGUACGUCGUGGCUUACUUCGGAGUAUUGGAUUCAAGGAAUUUUCAGACUACUUAGCUUUACUGCCAAGUGAGCGUGAUAGUCCAGAAGCAAUACCUUUGUUAACUGAAGCAGUGAAGAAUGUUAAAUUAUCUACUCGGCAGUACGCUCGUCGCCAAGUUUCUUGGAUAAGAAAUCGGUUUCUACGACGUCCUAUGGAAGGCAGUAUUCCUGUGUACCGUAUAGAUGUAACCGACUUUCUACAAUCUGAAUCCUUAGAAAUUUGGAACAAUUCCGUUGUUGCACCAACCGUUCGACUGGUAUAUAGUGAACUAAUGAAAACAAACGGUUUUCAUUUGGAAAGUUUGCAAAACAUAGAUCAUUUGAAAAGUUUACUUAAUAUUUGCCCUGAAGACUGCUGUCCAUCGGCGGAACCAUUGUUACAACCCAAGUUGCUCUUCGCUCCCGAUGGGACUCAGCCACCUUUCAUUUGUUCGAUAUGUUCCGGUAAAGUAUUUACACAAAUAGAUGCUUGGCAAGCUCAUUUAAAAUGUAAAUCCCAUCAGAAACGAGCUGCUAAACAACGUAAAAGGUUAAUCAUAGAAAAAUCAAUGUAA